Nothobranchius furzeri (turquoise killifish) is the source of this 7075-nucleotide messenger RNA. It is a transcript of the gene snrnp200, whose product is annotated as small nuclear ribonucleoprotein 200 (U5). Lineage: Eukaryota; Metazoa; Chordata; Actinopteri; Cyprinodontiformes; Nothobranchiidae. The record is from RefSeq and is a predicted model, not a curated record. Gene Ontology annotation, molecular function: ATP binding; nucleic acid binding.
GAAGAGGAAAUUUCUGCCCGCUUGUUGUGCGCUCGUGCUAGCCGUGCUUUUGUUACGUAUGAAAAACGCAACUUUCUGUUUGUGAGUAAAAGUGGUUUAAUGUUUGAAAUUAGAACACGCUACUAAUGUUCACAGCGUUUUAACAAAAGUACAGAGUGACGUCAGCUCUGUGAACUUCACUAGUGCGCGUGCUGGUUCACAGAGAGCGGUGAACCCCGGAGGAAAAGUGGCACCAUGGCGGAUGUUACUGCUCGUAACCUGCAGUAUGAGUACAAAGCGAACUCAAACUUGGUGCUGCAAGUCGAUCGUUCUCUGAUCGACCGCACUCGGAGAGAUGAAUCCACCGGGGAGGUGGUGUCCUUGGUGGGGAAAAUGGAGGGGACGAAGAUGGGUGACAAGGCUCAGAGGACCAAACCCCAGAAGCUCGAAGAGAGACGAGACAAGAGACGUAAAAGAGAUGAGGACAGACAUGAUAUCAACAAAAUGAAAGGCUUUACCCUCCUGUCUGAGGGCAUCGAUGAGAUGGUUGGCAUUGUGUACAAGCCUAAAACCAAAGAAACCAGAGAGACGUACGAAGUGUUGCUGAGCUUCAUUCAUGCUGCGUUAGGAGACCAGCCGCGUGAUAUUCUGUGUGGAGCAGCUGAUGAGGUGUUAGCGGUGCUCAAGAACGACAAAAUGAGGGACAAAGAAAGGCGUCGUGAAGUGGAACAGCUUCUUGGACCUUCUGAUGACACGCGCUAUCAUGUGCUGGUCAAUCUGGGAAAGAAGAUCACAGACUAUGGUGAAGACAAGGACCUGCAGAAUAUGGAUGACAACAUUGAUGAGACGUACGGUGUCAAUGUCCAGUUUGAGUCUGAUGAAGAAGAAGGAGAUGAAGACCAGUUUGGUGAAGUACGAGAUGAGCACUCGGAUGAAGACAGUGAAGGAGAGGAGGCUGUUGUGUCCACUAGGCUUACAACCAAUCUUAGCGAAACGGGUGGCGUGAUGACGGUGAAGAAAAAAGACCUACACCCUCGAGACAUUGACGCCUUUUGGCUCCAGCGUCAGCUCAGCCGCUUCUAUGAUGAUGCUAUUGUCUCGCAGAAGAAAGCCGACGAAGUCUUAGAAAUCCUCAAGACCGCCAGCGACGACAGGGAAUGUGAGAACCAGCUGGUGCUGCUUUUAGGCUUCAACACUUUUGAUUUCAUUAAAAUCCUCCGUCAGCACCGUCGCAUGAUUCAGUAUUGUACCAUGCUGGCGAGCGCUCAGAGCGAAGCAGAAAAGGAACGCAUCAUAGGAAAGAUGGAGUCUGACCAAGAGCUGUCCAAGAUCCUGUACCAGCUGCAAGAGACGGAGAAAGAGGACAUUAUUAGAGAAGAGCGAUCUCGCAGGGAGAGGGUGAGGAAGUCUCGUGUUGAUGACUUGGAGUCAAUGGACAUUGGUCAUGGAGAGUCGGUAGUCCCUCGGCAGGUUCUGGACCUCGAAGACUUGACGUUCACUCAGGGUAGCCACUUCAUGGCCAACAAACGUUGUCAGUUGCCCGAUGGCUCUUUUCGUAAGCAGCGCAAAGGUUAUGAAGAAGUCCAUGUGCCCGCCCUGAAACCCAAACCUUUUGCUGAUGAUGAGGUACUUGUUGCUAUUGAGAAGUUGCCAAAAUACGCACAGGCUGGAUUUGAAGACUUCAAAACUCUAAACCGCAUUCAGAGCAAACUGUUUAAGACCACCAUGGAGACUGAUGAAAACCUGCUAGUGUGUGCGCCCACGGGAGCUGGUAAGACAAACGUUGCCCUCAUGGCGAUGCUAAGAGAAAUUGGAAAGCACAUCAACAUGGAUGGAACGAUCAACGUGGAUGACUUUAAAAUCAUCUACAUCGCGCCAAUGCGCUCACUUGUACAGGAAAUGGUGGGAAGUUUUAGUAAGAGAUUAGCAAGUUAUGGCAUCAUUGUGUCCGAGCUGACCGGAGACCACCAGCUCUGCAAAGAGGAGAUCAACGCCACUCAGAUCAUUGUUUGCACCCCUGAGAAAUGGGACAUCAUCACUCGGAAAGGAGGAGAGCGUACCUACACCCAGCUUGUGCGCCUCAUUAUCAUUGAUGAAAUCCACCUGCUGCACGAUGAUCGCGGGCCGGUGCUGGAAUCUCUGGUGGCGAGGACCAUUCGUAAUGUGGAGCUGACUCAGGAGGACGUACGUCUGAUUGGUCUGAGUGCCACGCUGCCCAACUACGAAGACGUGGCUACCUGCCUGCGUGUCAACCCUGCAAAGGGACUCUUCUACUUUGACAACAGUUUCCGCCCUGUGCCGCUGGAGCAGACAUAUGUCGGAAUAACAGAAAAGAAGGCCAUCAAGCGAUUUCAGAUCAUGAAUGAGAUCGUCUACGAAAAGAUAAUGGAACAUGCUGGAAAGAACCAGGUUCUGGUAUUUGUCCACUCCAGGAAAGAGACGGGAAAGACGGCCAGGGCCAUAAGGGACAUGUGUUUGGAGAAGGACACUCUGGGUCUUUUCCUCAGAGAGGGUUCAGCAUCCACUGAAGUGUUGAGAACAGAGGCAGAGCAAUGCAAAAACCUGGAGCUCAAGGAUCUGCUUCCGUACGGGUUUGCGAUCCACCACGCUGGCAUGACCCGAGUCGACCGUACGCUGGUGGAGGAUUUAUUUGCAGACAAACACAUUCAGGUUCUGGUAUCGACAGCCACCCUGGCCUGGGGUGUCAACCUGCCUGCACAUACUGUUAUCAUCAAAGGAACCCAGGUUUACAGCCCAGAGAAAGGCCGGUGGACUGAACUGGGAGCCCUGGACAUUUUACAGAUGCUGGGUCGAGCUGGCCGUCCUCAGUAUGACACCAAAGGAGAGGGAAUCCUGAUCACCUCCCAUGGAGAGCUGCAGUACUAUCUGUCCCUCCUGAACCAGCAGCUGCCCAUAGAGAGUCAGAUGGUGGGCAAACUGGCUGACAUGCUCAACGCAGAGAUAGUGCUGGGAAAUGUUCAGAAUGUCAAGGAUGCUGUGAACUGGCUGGGUUACACCUAUCUGUACGUGCGCAUGCUGCGCAACCCCACCUUGUAUGGUGUUUCCCAUGACGACCGGAGUUCCGACCCGCUGCUGGAGAGGCGUAGGACGGACCUGGUGCACACCGCCGCCAACAUCCUGGACAAGAACAGCCUCAUCAAGUAUGACAAAAGGACAGGAAGCUUCCAGGUUACAGACCUGGGACGCAUCGCCAGCCACUUCUACAUCACUCACGAUUCCAUUCAGACCUACAACCAGCUGCUGAAGCCGACUCUCAGCGAGAUUGAACUUUUCCGAGUCUUUUCACUUUCCUCAGAGUUCAGGAACAUCACAGUAAGAGAGGAGGAAAAACUGGAACUUCAGAAACUUCUGGAAAGAGUUCCUAUUCCUGUGAAGGAGAGCAUCGAGGAGCCUAGCGCUAAGAUUAACGUUCUGCUCCAGGCGUACAUCUCUCAGCUCAAACUGGAAGGCUUUGCUCUCAUGGCGGACAUGGUUUAUGUUACUCAGAGUGCCGGGCGGCUAAUGAGAGCCAUAUUUGAGAUUGUGCUAAACCGCGGCUGGGCUCAGCUCACAGACAAGACCAUGAACCUCUGCAAGAUGAUUGACAAGAGGAUGUGGCAGUCCAUGUCUCCUCUGCGGCAGUUCAAGAAGCUCCCAGAGGAGGUCGUGAAGAAGAUUGAGAAGAAAAACUUCCCGUUUGAGCGGCUCUAUGAUCUCAACCACAAUGAGAUUGGUGAGCUGAUCCGAAUGCCAAAAAUGGGAAAGACCAUUCACAAAUACGUCCACCAGUUCCCCAAACUGGACCUGGCUGUGCAUAUUCAGCCCAUCACUCGCUCCACGCUCAAAGUGGAGCUCACUGUCACGCCAGACUUCCAGUGGGAUGAUAAGAUUCACGGAUCUUCUGAAGCUUUCUGGAUCCUGGUUGAGGACGUGGACAGUGAGGUCAUCCUCCACCACGAGUACUUCCUCCUCAAAGCCAAGUACGCGCAGGACGAGCACCUGGUGACGUUUUUUGUGCCGGUGUUUGAGCCUCUGCCUCCUCAGUACUUUAUCCGUGUGGUUUCAGACCGAUGGCUCUCCUGUGAGACUCAGCUUCCUGUAUCCUUCCGCCAUCUUAUCCUACCAGAGAAGUACCCCCCACCCACUGAGCUGCUGGAUCUGCAGCCGCUGCCUGUCACCGCUCUCAGGAAUUCAGCUUUUGAGGCUCUUUAUCAAAACAAGUUCCCCUUCUUCAACCCCAUUCAGACACAAGUCUUCAACGCUUUGUACAACAGUGAUGAUAAUGUCUUUGUGGGAGCUCCGACUGGCAGUGGAAAGACCAUCUGUGCAGAAUUUGCUAUCUUGAGAAUGCUACUGCACAGCGCAGAAGGUCGCUGUGUUUACAUCACCCCAAUGGAAGCGCUGGCUGAGCAGGUGUUCGUGGACUGGCACCAGAAGUUCCAGGACAUUCUGAACAAAAAGGUAGUUCUGCUGACUGGAGAGACCAGCACAGAUCUGAAGCUCCUGGGGAAGGGGGACAUUAUUGUCAGCACUCCUGAUAAGUGGGACAUCCUGUCUCGUCGCUGGAAACAGAGGAAGAAUGUGCAGAAUGUCAGCCUUUUCAUUGUGGAUGAAACCCACCUCAUCGGAGGAGAAAACGGACCUGUGUUGGAGGUCAUCUGCUCCAGGAUGAGAUACAUCUCUUCUCAAAUCGAGCGUCCAAUCCGCAUCGUGGCCCUAAGCUCGUCUUUGUCCAAUGCUAAAGAUGUGGCCCACUGGCUGGGUUGCAGCACCACAGCUACGUUCAACUUCCACCCCAAUGUCAGACCUGUUCCUCUUGAGCUGCACAUCCAGGGUUUCAACGUCAGCCACACUCAGACUCGCCUGCUGUCCAUGGCCAAACCGGUGUACCACGCCAUCAUGAGGCACUCUCCCUCCAAGCCAGUGCUGGUGUUUGUCCCGUCCCGCAGGCAGACCCGCCUCACCGCCAUCGACAUCCUCACUUUCUGUGCUGCUGAUGUUGUUCCUCAGAGGUUUUUGCAUUGUAACGAAAAAGACUUGACUCCGUUCCUUGAGAAGAUAAACGACGGGACUCUUAAAGAGACUCUGGCCAACGGCGUGGGAUACCUGCAUGAGGGCCUCUCUGCAACUGAAUGCAAAAUCGUGGAGCAGCUUUUCAACUCGGGUGCCAUUCAGGUGGUGGUGUCUUCACGUUCGCUCUGCUGGGGCAUCAGCGUUUCUGCACACCUCGUCAUCGUCAUGGAUACCCAAUACUACAAUGGAAAAAUCCAUGCAUAUGUGGACUAUCCCAUAUAUGAUGUUCUCCAGAUGGUGGGAAAGGCAAACAGACCCAUGCUGGAUGAUGAGGGACGCUGUGUCAUCAUGUGUCAGGGCUCCAAGAAGGACUUCUUCAAGAAGUUCCUGUACGAGCCCCUGCCAGUGGAGUCUCACUUGGAUCACUGUCUUCAUGACCACUUUAACGCUGAGAUCGUCACCAAGACGGUGGAGAACAAGCAGGACGCUGUAGACUACCUGACGUGGACGUUCCUCUACCGCCGUAUGACGCAGAACCCCAACUACUACAACCUGCAGGGCAUGUCCCAUCGCCACCUGUCUGACCACCUGUCUGAGCUGGUGGAGAACACGUUACAUGACCUGGAGCAGUCCAAGUGCAUCAGCAUCGAGGACGAGAUGGAUGUUGCACCCCUCAAUCUGGGCAUGAUCGCAGCUUAUUACUACAUAAACUACACCACCAUUGAGUUAUUCAGCAUGUCCCUGAAUGCCAAGACCAAGAGUCGAGGAUUAAUUGAAAUCAUCUCUAACGCAGCUGAAUAUAAGAACAUUCCCAUCAGGCACCACGAGGACAUGCUCCUCCGACAGCUGGCACAGAAAGUGCCCCACAAACUGAACAAUCCGAAGUUCAACGACCCCCAUGUGAAGACAAACCUUUUGCUGCAAGCUCACCUAUCCAGGAUGCAGCUGAGUGCUGAACUCCAGUCGGACACCGAAGACAUCCUCAGCAAGGCGAUCCGUCUGAUUCAGGCCUGUGUCGACGUGUUGUCCAGUAACGGCUGGCUGAGUCCCGCUCUAGCCGCUAUGGAGCUGGCCCAGAUGGUCACCCAGGCCAUGUGGUCCAAGGACUCGUAUCUGAAGCAGCUGCCUCACUUUACCUCCGAACACAUCAAGCGUUGUACUGACAAGGGUGUGGACAGUAUCUUUGACAUAAUGGAAAUGGAGGAUGAGGACAGAUCCGGUCUGCUGCAGCUGUCAGACAACCAGAUGGCUGAUGUGGCUCGCUUCUGUAACCGUUACCCCAACAUUGAGCUGUCCUAUGAAGUAGCAGAGAGGGACAAUGUCAAAAGCGGCAGUUCAGUUCUGGUUCAGGUGCAGCUGGAGCGAGAGGAGGAGGUGACUGGUCCGGUUAUUGCGCCACUCUUCCCUCAGAAACGUGAGGAGGGCUGGUGGGUCGUUAUUGGAGACCCCAAGUCUAACAGCCUCAUCUCCAUCAAGAGGCUGACUCUUCAGCAGAAAGCAAAGGUGAAGCUGGACUUUGUUGCACCUGCAGUGGGCGUUCACCACUACACCCUGUACUUCAUGAGUGAUGCGUACAUGGGUUGUGACCAGGAGUACAAGUUCAGUGUGGAUGUGAAGGAGGCCGACAGCGAGGGAGAAAGUGACUCAGACUAAGUUUUACUGAAUACUGUGUUGUCUCCGUUUGAGAGGGAAUCAAUGGGUGUUUUGUAGAUAUUCAACCUGAUUUGUUUCUUUGAAUUUAAACUUCUCACUUUUGCCCAAAGUAUGUCAGUUUUUUUUAGUGACCCGAUUGAUGAAACAGUCCAAAAUUGGUGUGCAGGAUCUGUUUUCCGUAUUAAAAAUGAAAUGCAUGUUUUGGAUUCAGCUGGAUCCACUGACAAUACUGCUUUAAGUAUGGGAAGCAUAAUUUUGUACUUUUCUUGUCAGGUUUGCUUUUUAAAAUAAAAGAUGCAACAAUUUGGCUUCAGAUUAUGUCUAAAGUUACAUUGCAGAUGUAAAAUGGUUUUCUCUAGAUUAGUAAACAUGUUUUUAAGAAUCUAUUGUCUGGCAUGUUCUUUUCUUUUUAUUAAAAUGAAACCACACA